Molecule: messenger RNA, 1411 nt
Organism: Diospyros lotus (date-plum)
Lineage: Eukaryota; Viridiplantae; Streptophyta; Magnoliopsida; Ericales; Ebenaceae
Product: probable xyloglucan endotransglucosylase/hydrolase protein 8
Exons: 4
Coding region: 275-1180 (301 amino acids)
Biological process (GO): cell wall biogenesis; xyloglucan metabolic process
Cellular component (GO): cell wall; apoplast
Molecular function (GO): xyloglucan:xyloglucosyl transferase activity; hydrolase activity, hydrolyzing O-glycosyl compounds
Source: RefSeq, a predicted model, not a curated record
CAAACCCCAUUAGUUGUAUUUCAAGCAAGUUUAAUGUUCCCCAUUUCGUGUUGAAUUUUGAGUGCUGAACGAUGUUUGGGGCGUUUUUAAAGGAUAAAGAUGGACACAUUGUGGUAGUAGCAAAGGGAUUCAAUACGAGUUUCCAUUCCUGCCCUUGACAGGCACAAGACUCUAAAAACACACCAUCUGUUAUUUGUCCUUGCUCCUCCUCCUCCUUUCUCAGAUCAAGCAGAGAGAAUCAAAUUACUCUGUUUUCCAAGCCUUUCCAGUCAGAAUGGGGAAACGGGUCUCUCCAUUAGCCACUCUUCUCCACAUUACAGUUCUUCUAGCUUCCUCUUCUCUUCUCUCUCUCUCCCAAGCAGCUGAACCCAAAGAUGCAUUCCAAGAUAAUUUCAGUAUAAUGUGGUCUGAAGACCAUUUCAAGACCUCUGAAGAUGGGCAAACCUGGUUUCUCUCCUUAGACAAAGACACAGGAUGUGGGUUCCAGACAAAGCAGAGAUACAGAUUUGGGUGGUUCAGCAUGAAGAUGAAGCUGGUGGGAGGAGACUCUGCCGGCGUGGUGACAGCCUAUUAUAUGUGCACUGAAAAUGGGGCCGGGCCGGAGAGAGAUGAGCUGGAUUUUGAGUUCUUGGGGAACAGAACCGGGCAGCCCUACCUCAUUCAGACCAAUAUCUACAAGAAUGGAACCGGUGGCAGGGAGAUGAGACACAUGCUCUGGUUUGAUCCCACUGAAGACUUCCACUCCUAUUCUAUCCUCUGGAACAACCACCAGAUUGUAUUCUUUGUGGAUAGAGUGCCAGUAAGGGUGUUCAAGAACGCAGAGUACUCAAACAACUUCUUCCCGAACGAGAAGCCCAUGUACCUUUUCUCGAGCAUCUGGAAUGCAGACGACUGGGCGACGAGAGGCGGCCUAGAGAAGACUGAUUGGAAGAAGGCUCCAUUCGUGUCGGCCUACAAAGACUUCAGCGUCGACGCUUGCCAGUGGGAAGAUCCCUACCCGGCCUGCGUCUCCACCACCACCGACAACUGGUGGGAUCAGUACGCCGCCUGGCACCUCAACGAUGACCAGAAGCUGGAUUUUGCUUGGGUCCAGAGGAACCUCGUCAUUUACGAUUACUGCAAGGAUUCUAAGAGGUACCCAACUUUGCCCGAGGAGUGUUCGCUUAGUCCAUGGGAUUGAUUCAUCAUUCAUCAUCCAAUCAUCCUCAAAGCCUAUGAUUCUUGUUAGUUUUGUUUUCCUCCCUUUUUGGGUCUUACUUUUUGGAUUUUGAAUUGGAGAUAUGAGAUGUGUAUUGGGUCCAUUGUCAUUGUAUUGGGUUUAUAUUCUCUAUUCAAUUUAUAUAUCAUUCUUUAUUGGCAUGAAUUUCAAUUUUUGAUUAAAACUAAAUGUGAUAAUGGGUUAAUAAAUAAA